AUGUGUAGCAAAGCGAUCCUAGCACUCCUGGUCUAUGGCAUAAUAAUGCACUGCAGCGUCUACUGCUCACCUGCGGCCGGACUUCAGUACCCGGCGCUCAGGCUGGAGGAUGAAGUCUACGACGAGGACGGGAACACCCUGCAGGACUUCGCCUAUGACCAGGAGCCCCUCGGUAUAGCGAAUCCGUCCUCCAUGAUCGGCGAGAUGUACGCCUUGUACUACCCACCGGAAAAGAGGCACGCCGAUGGGAUCUUCAACAAAGCCUACAGGAAACUCCUGGGCCAGUUAUCCGCCAGGGAAUAUCUGCACUCCCUGAUGGCCAAGCGGGUCGGCGGUGCCGGCGGCGGCCUGGGGGACGAGGCGGAACCGCUGACCAAGCGGCACAUAGACGGCAUCUUCACGGACAGCUACAGCCGCUACCGGAAACAAAUGGCUGUCAAGAAAUACUUAGCAGCCGUCCUGGGGAAAAGGUAUAAACAAAGAGUUAAAAACAAAGGACGCCGAGUAGCGUAUUUGUAGCGAUGAGUAACCAGCCACUCCUGUGUAUACAAAGUCCUGAGAGAGAGAGAGAGAGAGAGAGAGAGAGAGAGAGAAACCCAACAACAACAAAAAAUCUAAACAAAAACAAAAGUCAUUUCCAAACUGACUGAACAAUCACCGCUCCUGUGUUAUCUAAACAUGUAUUUAUGUAUGAAGUAAAGCCAUUAAAUGAAUAUUUUGAUAAUAAUAUUGUUUUUCUUUUGUACAAAAGCACUAGAGAAACGCACAGAUCUACUUUGUGGACCAAUCAUUAAGUUAUAUAUAAUAUAUAAAUAUAUAUAUAUAAAUACUACUACGAAUAGUAAAGAGCAAUUCUUCAUAUAAAGCCUGCACAAGAACAAGAAUUCGCCUGAGCUGUUUAUGUUUUUAUAUAAAAUAAAUAGAAAAAAAAGACAAUCAUUGUUUUGAAUAUUACUCCUAUUUUUGUAACGGAAAUUAAAAGGAUAGUAUUUUUAUCCGCGACAGGGUCGAAGACAUUAAUUUUCACCAUUUGCUACUGUACAUAGAGAAGGAUGCCCUGCUCCCAGGGGAUUAUGAGGAAAAUGAUUUGGGAGAAUUGGUGAAGCAGAUUCUUCCCCCGGUGAGUCUCAAGGCAGGCUCCUUUGCC
Molecule: messenger RNA, 1147 nt
Organism: Gymnogyps californianus (California condor)
Lineage: Eukaryota; Metazoa; Chordata; Aves; Accipitriformes; Cathartidae
Gene: ADCYAP1
Product: adenylate cyclase activating polypeptide 1
Exons: 4
Coding region: 1-519 (172 amino acids)
Biological process (GO): adenylate cyclase-activating G protein-coupled receptor signaling pathway; positive regulation of transcription by RNA polymerase II; positive regulation of protein kinase activity
Cellular component (GO): perikaryon; neuron projection; extracellular region
Molecular function (GO): pituitary adenylate cyclase activating polypeptide activity; peptide hormone receptor binding; neuropeptide hormone activity
Source: RefSeq, a predicted model, not a curated record